Molecule: messenger RNA, 5564 nt
Organism: Microcebus murinus (gray mouse lemur)
Lineage: Eukaryota; Metazoa; Chordata; Mammalia; Primates; Cheirogaleidae
Source: RefSeq, a predicted model, not a curated record
GGGAGGAGCUUGGCAAAACAGCUCUCCAGGCUGUUCAGCGGAGCCCUUGUGUAGGGGCCGGUCAGAAAUGUUUCAGACAUGUACACAGACCCCCCCACCCCCCUCAGCAGCAGAUUCACAGCUCACACCAGAACACACGAGGCUCUGAGGAGAGCUUCUGUAAAGAAACCCGAAGCCCACCCAGCAUUUCAUACGGUUCCCUCUCCUGGACACCCCCACCCCCACCCUGGAGGCCCUCACAAGCCCUGCUGGGUUCCCUGGAACACAGUUUGGGAAACUAGAAGUUGAAUGAGACUAUACAAUGAGACAGAGAGGUGUCUGUCACUUUGGGAAGGCUGCCUCUAAGGGCAGGCUCUCUGGGAAGCUGGGCAGCAGGUCCUAGGAUGUGUCUCAGAGGUACAAGCUUCAGGAAGGAGACAGUGCUCUCAAAGAUUCUGCCCCCUCCCUGCCCGCUCCAGUCAGAUUCUGGGGCCCUAACAAGCCACACGUGUUAGUGGGUAGGGUCCCUGGCACAGGCCUAUGACUUUGCUCUUCCACUCACAUGGCCCAGCCACAUGGGGAGUGGACCCAGGCUUCUCUCCAGGAAGGUGGCCUGGCCUGCUUAUGCCCCAGGACACAUCCAGGGAGGCAGCUGGUUGCAGGGCUGGUUUAGACUUAGAGCGGUGGAGACUCCUUAGGCCUUAACCCAGACGCCCAUUCCUUCCUUAACAUGAUCCUGCGCUGAGAUUUCAGCCACAAGCAGGGCUAAUCAUAAAGUGUUCUUUUAUUUUCCCUGCAGCUGUUCCUGACGCAUGCAUCUCCUUCAAGGCCUCAGCUUUCAAAGCUGGAUUCUGCACCCAGGUGCUUUCACCUCAUACUAUCCACUAGCAUCCACCCUCUUGUUCCUGCUAACCUGGCCUUGGGAGCAGUGAGGACAGAAGGGACAAGGCCUCUUUCAGAGGCCGCAGAAAGGACCCACCCUGCUGACACCUGGAUCUUAACCUAUAGAGACCGUGCAGACUUGCGACCUGCAAAACUAGUGAAGACUGGCAGACGCUCAUCCAGGCCACGAGCCCCCGGGAUGCUCUGGGAAUGGCUUCUGGAGCCCCCCAGAAGAGCAGCCAGAUGGCCUGUGGCGCAGAGGAGACCUGGGGCUUCCUGGACACGCUCCUGCAAGACUUCCCAGCCCCGCUGAGCCCGGAGAGCCCCGUGCCGUGGAAGGCCCCAGGGACGGCACUCAGCCAGGAGGAGGUGGAGGCCGAGCUGGCGGAGCUGGCUGUGGGCUUCCUGGGCAGCAGGGACGCUCCGCUGCCUCUUGCUGCGUCCCUGGCCCGCGAGGCAGUUUCCCGGCUGCUACAAACGGACCUUUCGGAAUUUAGGAAGUUGCCCAGGCAGGAGGAGGAGGAAGAAGAGGAGGAGGAGACCACUGUGAUCUUGCUGGAUGCCCAAGGCCUGGCACGGAGUUUCUUUAACCUGCUCUGGGAAGUCACCAGCCAGUGGCAGAAGCAGGUACCGCCUACCACCCGGACGCCGCCGCAGCGGCAGUGGCUGGUGUCCGUCCACGCCAUCCGGAACACUCGCCGCAAGAUGGAGGACCGGCACGUGGCCCUUCCCGCCUUCAACCAGCUCUUUGGCUUGUCCGACCCUGUGGACCGCGCCUACUUUGCCGUGUUUGACGGUCACGGAGGGGUGGACGCCGCGAGGUACGCCGCUGUCCACGUGCACGCCAACGCUGCCCGCCAACCAGAACUGCCCAUGGACCCCGAGGGAGCCCUCAGGGAAGCCUUCCGGCUCACCGACCGGAUGUUUCUCAGGAAAGCCAAGCGAGAGCGGCUGCAGAGCGGCACCACAGGCGUGUGCGCGCUCAUCGCGGGGACGGCCCUGCACGUCGCCUGGCUCGGGGACUCCCAGGUCCUCCUGGUGCAGCAGGGACAGGUGGUGAAGCUGAUGGAGCCACACAGACCUGAGCGACAGGACGAGAAGGCGCGCAUCGAGGCACUGGGUGGCUUUGUGUCGCACAUGGACUGCUGGAGAGUCAACGGGACCCUGGCCGUCUCCAGAGCCAUCGGGGACGUCUUCCAGAAGCCCUAUGUGUCCGGGGAGGCAGAUGUGGCUUCCCGGGAGCUGACGGGCUCCGAGGACUACCUGCUGCUCGCCUGUGAUGGCUUCUUCGAUUUCGUCCCCCACCAGGAAGUCGCAGGCCUCGUGCAGAGCCACUUGGUUAGGCAGCAGGGCAGCGGGCUCCGUGCCGCUGAGGAGCUGGUGGCUGAGGCCCGGGAGCGCGGCUCCCACGACAACAUCACAGUCAUGGUGGUCUUCCUCAGGGACCCCCAAGAGCUGCUGGAGGGUGGGGUCCAGGGGUCAGGGGACUCCCAGGCAAAUGGGAGGAGCUGCGACUUGCCCCCUGGCCUCUCAGAGCCCCAGACCACCGAGGCUCCACGGAGGAGCUAGGUGGUCCCGGCCCCUGCUUGGCGCCCCUCAGAGUCCCGGGAGGGCAGGCGGCAGUGGGCAGGGUGGCCACCCACACAGCACUUUCCCCAGCACUCCAGGUGCUUGCCACGGCCUGUCCUGGUGGCUGCAGAACUGCACUGAGCAGAAGGAACCCGGGGAGGCCUCACCAAAGAAGAGAAGGUGGCCCAGAAAAGGGACAAGCUCCUGCUCCUGGCUCCCAUUGGGCCAGGGAUGGGACCAGAGGCCAUAGGUGCCUGGCGGGAGCCAAACCAAAGACACUGCUGUGUGGUGGAGCAACGCAGUCGUGGGGGUGGGCCCCUCCAGCCCACCCAGGAGCCACAGACUUCUUCAAGCGCGUCCCAGGGCUGUGCGCACAGGCAGGGUGUCAGCCUGGAUUUCUCCUCACGGGGGUGGGUGGGGAGGCUUUGUGCUGACAGGUAGGUAUGCCUUGGUUGGCCGCACCUGCUCACCCCGAGAGGAGAGAGCAGCCCUGCGGAAAGGGGCACCGGGUCUGCGGGGCCGCCCCCUCCACAGGCCCGGGCGACUCUGGCCACGCUUCCCUGGGGCACCCCGGGGAGGUGAAGCUCAGAACGUGUCUUUUGUUUGUGUGUUUGGUUUUUUUCCCAGGGAAAAUUAGAAUUCAGAAGCAGUAUUUCAGGUUUUUAUCAGUGCCAAGGUGAUCCAUUGUGUCAUAUAAUUUAAGCAGAGCUUAGUGUUUAUUUUAUUUCUUAGAAAACUUAAGUAUUUACUUUUUUUUAAAGGUAUUUUUUAAGGAAACUUUUUUUGCAGUAUUACUGAAUUUAUUUUCUAAAUCAGGAUUGGAACAGAAGCUUUUCCAGGUGAUGGCAAUAAGCCACUCAAGUGCCUUAGACAGCUUUAGGCGCGGCUAGAACUGCCGCGCCGGCCGUGGAUUCUGAUAGGCGAGUUGAAGUCUUUGCAAAAGCAGGGUUUGUUUUCUUGGGGAGUGUGAUUUGGGCUGGAAUUUUUCUGGAAGAGUUCUUUCUGCCUCUUGGUGAUUUGGAGUGCCCAGGAGUGUCGCUGAGGGGCCUCUGUGUGGCAGUGUCUGGCCCGGCAGCAGGGACUGUGGCCAGUGGCCCAGCCGCCGCCACACGCAGCCCUGGGCCCUGGCUGGAGCCAGGCAGUGAGACCUUGCUGACUGGCUGGGAUGUCCCCGAAUGUUUUGUGUAUUUGUAAUCAGAUUGGUCUCAUGGGGAAAGAUGCUUAGUUAAGAGGCUCUGUCGAGCCCAGAGGCAGCCUGUAGGUCUCCGGCUUUGUCUGGAGGCAGCAGGGGUGCUGCUGGGAGUCUGAUGGCACAGGCCACAGCCCCUGCCUCGCCCGUGGCUGGCAGCCUCCCCUGCCUUGCUCUGCCCGUGGCCUGAGCAGCUGGUGCUCGUUCUCCGGCGUACCCUGGGGAGGCGGGGCUGGCAAGCGACCAUGCUUGGGUGCCUUGGGGGUUCACAGAGCAUGUGCAGAAGCAAGAGUGGUAGAGCUGGGCACCAGGCGAGGACAGGGACACAGGUUGGCCAGCUCAGGAGGUCCCCAGGGAACAGCCUUAGAAGGGCUGGGCUGCAAAUAGGGCUGCUUCGGGCAGAGGCUCAAGGUCUCCUGAUAAAAAGCAUCUUAAACGUAGUCACUGUCAUUCAGAGAACAGUUGGCCACCAGCAAUGACCCAGUAUUGCUUGACUUAACUUGAAAGCCCUCUGCUUCCUGGGGGCCAGAAAUAGGGGCUCCUGGGUGCCCUCUUGGCACAGGACUGCCAGCCUGUCCUGCUCUUAGCAUGACCUUGACAGAGGAAGGGAGCUAUUGGCUGCUGUUUUUCUCUUUUCUUUGCUAAUCUUAUUCUGUUCAUGCCUGCCAAGAGUGGAGUUUCACCCCAUGGAGGUUUGGAUCACCCCGUUUGGUGGUGUGGUUCACCCUGGCCGGAGGCUCUACCAGGAGAUCUUCCCAGGCUUGUCUGAAUGCCUCCCCAGACCCCUGUGCCAGGCUGCAUGGGGACAGCUGUGCCCUGCCUGGCACAUGUCUGACAGCCAGCAUCCAGGGCUGCUCUGCCCUUGGCUUGGGGCCACGGGAGCCCUCAUUCUCCUCCUGUGCAGGGCUGACCUUGUGCUGGCACCUGGACGCAGAGGAGGGCUGCUCCAUCCUGAUUAGAGCUGGACUGGGAGUCACCAGGCACCUCCAGCCUCUGAGACUCCUGGGCCACCUCCUCUUCAGGCCACGGUCCCAUAGGGAGCCCUAGCCAGGGACACUGGUCUGGAAAUCUUAAUUUCCUUCUCAAGCCCCAGCUUGGCCACUUGUUUAUUAUAUGAGUUUAGCAAGUCAUUGCACCCCCCUCAGGCCUCAGUUUCCUUUUUAUAAGGCGCAGGGGUUGUGCUGAGUCUGCAGGGGAGAUGCUGCUAGAGCCCAGGGCCCUUCCCCCACUGCCAGCAGGGAGGGGUGAUUAAGUAUUAUUAGUGUCUAUUCUUAAAAAUUAAGUGGGUUGGAAAAGAAUCCAGCUCCAGAUGCCAGCACCUUAUAUGGAGUACAAGAGCCGGUGCCUGUGGGGACGGGAGGUGCUCCAGGCAGAGUCCCAGAGGCAGCUCCAGCCUCAGAAUAGGAAAUGCGAGUGUUUUAGGGGGCCAGGGACAUGGCGUGGCGUCGGGGUUGGGGUCCCAGGACCCAUGGGAGAAGCACAGGCUCUCUGAGGUCCUGGGCCGGCCCCGCCCCAGCUCUCCCUCCCCGCACCGUGAGCUCUGGUGGGCGCCUGGCUACCUCAGCAGUGUUCCCAGCGCUGGGCGGACAGCCCGGGCCGUCCCCAGGCCUGGCCUCACCCCAGCAGAAUGGAAGCCGGGUGGGCCUGUGUGAAGGAAGCUGUUUUUAGUUCCACUCUCCCCCUGCAGUGCGAGGGGGCAGCCCCCGGGGUCCUGCGCGGCCCGGGCUCCAUGGCUCUGCCAAAUGUGCCAAGUUUGCCGUCCUGUGCCGCGCCCGCCUUGCCAAGGGUUUAUCUGCACGCCCAGUGCGCUUCCUGGGAGUCGUGUUCUGCAGCCGGGUGACUGUUUCCCCUGUUCCUAGGGCCAAGUCCCAAGAUGAAGGGGCCAGAAGGGUUCUCCUGGGGUCCACUGUGCAGAAGUGUCAAUAAACCACGAGUUCUAAUCUGU